This is a messenger RNA of Hibiscus syriacus, 520 nucleotides long. RefSeq lists its product as uncharacterized. Bases 76 to 489 code for a protein of 137 amino acids. The transcript has a single exon. NCBI's taxonomy places the organism in Eukaryota, Viridiplantae, Streptophyta, Magnoliopsida, Malvales, Malvaceae. The record is from RefSeq and is a predicted model, not a curated record.
UUUCCCCUGAAGAACAUCCAUCCAUCUUCAAUUACAGUAAAUCAAGUUUUUGAGGGAUUAAUUUGAAGCAUUAGCAUGGCAGAUAACAAGGAAGGGGGCACCGUGAAGAAAGGUCACGACGAAGGAAUGAAAAUGGCGGUCGAUCUUUUGCAAGAGAUGGAGCUGCCCGAGGGGCUUCUUCCGCUGGCCAACGUCGUGGAAGUGGGGUUCGUGAAAGAGACCGGGUACAUGUGGAUCGUGCAGCAGAAGAAAGUGGAGCACGAGUUCAAGAUGAUCAGCAAGCUGGUGAGUUACGACACCGAGAUCAACGGGUUCGUGGAGAAGAAACGGAUCAAGAAGCUCAAGGGAGUGAAGGCCAAGGAGAUGAUGCUGUGGCCGCCAGUAAACGAGAUCACGGUGGAUGAGAAACAACCCGGGAGGAUCCAUUUCAAGAGCCUUGCCGGGAUUACCAAGACUUUUCCCGUUCAGGCUUUUGCUGCGGGGCAGUAAGAUGAGAUGUGAUGAAACGGUCAAAUUUGUC